CAAAAAAAACCGCAGACCAGUGUGUGUGUGUGUUUAACAGAGAAGAGAAAAGAAGCCCUAGACGAGAACUGAACAUAGCAAAGUUCAUACAUUUUUGAAAUUGGAUAGUUCGCUCUAGUAGAUUGAUUCUCUGCGUCACACUGUCUUGGCCUGUGAUGGAGACCUCUAAAGAACAAGAAGAAGAAGCACAUGCAUUCCUCGAUCGCACCUCUCGACCAACGAGAGGGAAGAGAAUGAAUAAGCUGCUCGACGAGGAAAUUGAAGAAGACGAGCUUUUCUGGAAUCAAGAGGCUCUUAAAGAUGAAGAGAAUGAUGUUAAUUAUGAAGAAGAGCAAGAGGUUGCUGAUGAGUUUGAUAGUGACUUUGAUGAAGAUGAGCCCGAGCCAGAUGAAGAAGUAGAAAACGAUGUUGAGGACAGGUCGCGUCCAAAGAAGAGACUAAUAUUCCCCGGAAAGACUCUAGCGAAGAGGAAAACGAAAAAGAAAGACCUCUCGAAGUUAGAAGCCGAUCCCAAUGAUGAAAAACCAGCUCAAAAGUCUGGCUCCCGUGAACACCAUGAUGGCCCUGAUGACAAUGAAGGAGAGAGGACGAUCAGGAAAUCUACUAGAACUUCGGUCAUUGUUAGGCAAGCUGAGAGAGAUGCAAUACGCGCAGCUCUGCAAGCAACAAUGAAGCCAAUAAAAAGGAAAAAGGAAGGAGAGGAGAAGAAGAUGACCCAAGAAGAGAUGCUCUUGGAAGCAGCUCAAACAGAAAUCAUGAACUUGAGGAACUUGGAGCGUGUUUUAGCAAGGGAGGAAGAAGUUAAGAAAAGAGCAAUUGUGCAUAAAGCUGUCUACAGUGGCCCGCAGAUACGAUUUUUUUCAAAGGACGGUUCUUCAUAUUUAGAAUUCAGUAAAGGAUUGUCAUUUCUGUCAGAGAUUUCUACAACACCUGUUCCUUAUCCGGAGAAGGCUGUAUGUGCAGUUACUGGUUUGCCUGCCAGGUAUCGUGAUCCAAAGACAGGGCUGCCUUAUGCUACAAAAGAAGCAUUCAAAAUCAUUCGUGAACGCUAUGCUGAUGAGAAUAGUGGGGUCCCAAAGGAAAUGGACAUGGGAGAUUUAUUUGAUUCACUUUCCGGGACAGGGUUUUCUGCUAAGCGUAAGAGAUCAGUGACACCAAAUAAAAGUGAAGUAUCAUAUCUGCGAUACUUGGCUCGUUUCCGCAGAAUUCCUGCCAUUGAAAGUGAAGAAGAUUCAGAAUAGUUACUGUGAAGAGAGGAAAACUGAAUCGAUUGCUUGUGAUGCUAUCAUUUCUGUAGACUGAGGCAUAAUUGAUAUGGUACCUUGAUAAUACGUGCCAUCUGCAAGAUCAUGGUAGAGCUCUACAACAGAGUAUGUGCCAAACUUCCCAAUGAGUAUCAGUUCUUUCUCUGCAGGAAGUUUGGCAUUUAUGGUGCUGUGCCACAAGUUUUUGAUCAGAUGAAAUGAAGUCGUCACAGCAGGGAGAAUUCUGCAGCAGAAUUGCAGUCACCUACAACAGGAUUCACUUAAUGUAUAAGCUUUGGAUAUGACAUCUUCCAAAGGACUCCAUUUCUUGAAACGCAGUGUUCAGUCACACCUGGAUGAGUCUCGGCUUCACUUCCUUUUACCAUGGUUUUUGAAUCUUAGAUAUAUUGGUUUUGUCAACAAAUGGAUAUUGCUAAAUGGUUCCGCGAGGGCCUGAUUAUGAUAACUUGUACUAGGUGUGAAGCCAAGACUAAAACUCAGUACAUUCCAAAAUAUACUAAAAUUCUGUACAUUAUGAUC
This is a messenger RNA of Quercus lobata, 1784 nucleotides long. RefSeq names its product DNA binding protein SWC2 (gene SWC2). Bases 156 to 1241 code for a protein of 361 amino acids. Gene Ontology annotation, cellular component: nucleus. The record is from RefSeq and is a predicted model, not a curated record. The transcript is spliced from 12 exons. NCBI's taxonomy places the organism in Eukaryota, Viridiplantae, Streptophyta, Magnoliopsida, Fagales, Fagaceae.